AUGAACUACCACUGGCAGUAUGGUCGACGCUAUCAUGCUUUUAAGGAGGGCAGCUACAAAUUCCCCAACGACGAGCGCGAGCAAGAUCGUCUCGACAUGCUGCAUAACAUGUUCAGGCUGGUUCUGGAUGGCAAGCUUUUCCUGUCCCCCUUAAAAGACGGGCCGUUGCGUGUCCUAGAUAUCGGCACCGGGACGGGGAUCUGGGCUAUUGAGUUUGGUCACGGGCAACGACCUGAGUCCUAUACAACCGCCGUGUCUGGACCGUCUGCUGAGCUAUCUAGGGUCCCACCCAACGUUGUAUUUGAGGUGGACGACGUCGAAUCCGAGUGGCCACCCCGGCCCCCCUUCGACUUCAUUCAUUCGCGGUACAUGUGCGGGUCAAUUGAGGACUGGCCCAGGCUCGCACAGCAAGCUUACAGUCAGCUCAAGCCCGGCGGCUGGAUCGAGUUCCAGGAUUUCUAUCUGGUGAAUUACUCUGAGGAUGGCUCCUUGAAGGAGGGAAACAACGUCAACCGAUUCUAUGAGCUCUUACGGGAGGCCCUGGAUAAGAUCAACCGCCCUGUCACAAUCGGAAGGGAAUUGGAGCGGAUCGUGAAGGAGGCUGGGUUUGUAAAUGUGCACCAUGAGGUCUUCCAAUUGCCGCUGGGCACGUGGCCGAGGGAGAGGAAGAUGAAAGAAAUAGGGGCGUUGAAUAUGCUUCAGAUGCUGGACGGUUUGGAAGCAUUCAGUGCGGCCACGUUCACGAACAUCCUGGGAUGGACGAUCGAGGAGGUCCAGGUAUUUCUUGCGCUGGUGAGAAAAGAUGCGAAAGAUCGAGGAGUGCAUAUGAUGCAUGACUUGUGA
Molecule: messenger RNA, 843 nt
Organism: Aspergillus nidulans FGSC A4
Lineage: Eukaryota; Fungi; Ascomycota; Eurotiomycetes; Eurotiales; Aspergillaceae
Product: protein llmD
Exons: 5
Coding region: 1-843 (280 amino acids)
Source: RefSeq, a predicted model, not a curated record